AUGAGUGAUGACUUACAUCAAACCUCGUUACAUAACUUAGCACAUAUAGCUAAUAUGUCACACGAGCUACAAGUUCUUAAUCAACAAUUGAACGAUGAGACUUCUGGGAAUAAGAAUAACAAUCAAAUGUCACCAGAAACUACCGAUUCUAAUCAAAUGAAGAACGGGAAAACUAAGAGAAUGGCAUGUGUCGAAUGUCGUCAACAGAAAUCGAGGUGUGAUGCUCACGAGAAACAUCCUGCUCCAUGUUCAAGAUGUGCCAAGAAGGGCCUUCAAUGUAAUUUAAAAUCGGACUACAAAAGAACGUAUAAAAGAGCCAGAAUAGCCCAAAUAGAGAAAGAAUUUUCGGAGUUGAAAAAGAAACUCACAACUACACAGGCAGCAGAAUUACUCAGUAAAGUGCCAACAUUGUCUAAUGAUCCGACACUGGCCAUCUCAUCUGUAUCUCCUCAACCACAACUAGUUAAUGACCGAAACCAACUUCAGUACCAACCAGAGAAGUCGCAUAUUCAACGUACGCAAAAUAUUCCUGAAUCAUGGCCGUCGUCGGUGUCACCUUAUAAUACUCAGUAUGACACAAGAUACUUCCAUGACUCGUCUGAGACGAAUACUUCCAUACCUAAUACUCCUUCGAUAACAAGGCCCAUGGUCCAAGCAAACCCACCAGAAAAAAGGUAUGUUCCAAAAGCGGAGGAAGUAAAAAUACUGGAACAAGAUCUUUUAUGCGAGGAAAAACGACUAGAAGACGUCUCGUUAUCUAGCGAAAUCAUCAGAGCAUUAUUUUUGGAAUAUGUUGACUACUACCAUCCAAUUUUACCUGUAGUUGACGUAUCUAUGGGUCCCGAAAGAAUAUACCGAUUAUGUCCUGCUCUUUUCUGGGUUAUUAUGUUUGUAUCGUUAAGAAGAUAUCAAGAUAACUUACAGAAGUCGUUACUUCUAAAAUUAUCCCCCAUUAUAAAAGGAAUCUUGGCAGAAAUUACUAUUUCUCCAAUAACGAGAUAUAAUCCGACAGUUGAAGAUGAACCUAUAAUGAAUGCCAGUUCUGUGUAUUCGGUACAAGCAUUUUUAUUAUAUACAUAUUGGCCACCAAUUACGUCUUCUUUAAGUGCCGAUUCAUCUUGGAAUACAAUUGGUGUAGCAUUAUUUCAAGCUAUCCGUAUUGGAUUACAUACUCCAGGGCUGUUGGUGGCACACGAUAGCAAAGAGCCGAAAACACCUCAAGAAUUUGCAAUGGCUCAAGAACAAGCUAAGACAUGGAUUGUAUGUAAUACCGUAUCACAAGAUGUUGCUACUGCAUUUGGAUUUCCGGCGUUUGUUCAGUUUGAUACGUCGAUAUAUAAUUCACGUAAGGCCGGAAGUGAUCUACAAAUUCCAAAAUCAAUUCAAUUUAUGAUGGAGAUUGCUCACUUUGAAGACCAAGUUGCAAAAACUUUAAAUUCAAAUCCAACUGACAGCUGUGGUUUGAUUGAUCCCACUGAAAGAUUACCAUUGUUAAAGAUUUUAUCUAGACAAUUGGAUGAGCUCGAGUUGAAGGUGAAGAACGAUUUGCCUGCGGAUGAUGGAUUUAGAGAAUUUCAGUUAUUGACAGCAAGAGUUCAUCUUCUCACAUACUAUUUUAUGGACUCAUCGAGGAUUGCGAACUUUGAAUUACAGAAAGGACUAGUUCGUCUUUACAAUGCUGCAAUCGCGCUAGUAAAUCAUGCCCAAAUAUGCCAGUCGAAGACUCAAACAUUCAUUAAGUAUUUGCCAGGUGUUUAUAUUUUGAAUAUUUGGCAAGCUUCUUGUAUUAUAGGAAAAUUAUCACACUCGCCUUUGAAGAAGGUAAUUGAUUUAGGUUCUGGCAGGCAAAGUUAUCUAACUGCAAUUUCAUUAGCAGCAAAGGCAUCUAUAUUGAAACAUGAUAUGGCACAUAGAUCAAGUGGAAUCAUGAGAAAUAUGUGGCUGCUCUUCGCUACGUUGGACGAAAAAAAACUGACUAGUCUAAGCAUCAAUAUUAGGACAAGGAUGGCAGCUUCUGUUUUCUUUGAUUGUUUAUACCUCUUGCGAGACCAAGCAGGUAUGAUCAUAUUGAAUAACAGAAAUCAAAAUCAAGAAAACGACGGGGAAGAAGAAAAUGAGGGGGGUUCCGGCGAAGACGAUGAAGAAUACGGAUAUGCAGACAACGAUGAAGCCGUAGCGUCUGAAGAAGAGAAGUCCAUCGAAGAAAACCAAAGAGGGAGUGGAAGCCAAAAAUCUACACCUAGUAGUAACACCUCGAGCAGGGCAAAGAGACAGCGUUCAUUAUCUGGUACAAUCAAUGCUGAAUCGAAGGCAAGAAAAAUUAUCCAGACUAUUCCAUUGGAUCCCCAACCCAUACCUGUUCAUGGCAACAGAAGCAGCUUAUUCAAAUCGAUGGACUCCAACAAUUCGUAUAAACGAACGCGAGAAAGUUCAGACUCGCCUCAACAAGGAAACCAGAAUAUAGCGGGGACACCACCUUACAAAAAUACCAAUACCCCAUCUCAUCACGAUCACGACCAAUUCCGUCAGAAAAUCUACACCGGCUACAACCAGCCUGCCAAAACUGGUACCAAUGGUGAGGGGGCCCGAAUGUCAGAGCCUCAAAGAAUGAACAUGUACUACUCUAACCAAAAUGCAAGGACCAAUUCCUCUAGAGAAACCAAUUCUAACGUUGGAAGUAGAAACAAUAUGGAUAUGCCUUUAACGGACAUGGUACUAAACGAAUCUCCCAUUCAAGGUGGUCUAGAAAAUCUAGAAAUAGACCACCUUGACAUCAACACUGAUUUACUCUGGAAAGAUGUGGAUAGUGUCAUGAAUGAUUUUGGCUUCCACACUCGAUAG
This is a messenger RNA of Debaryomyces tyrocola, 2841 nucleotides long. The record is from the annotation of a GenBank genome assembly. NCBI's taxonomy places the organism in Eukaryota, Fungi, Ascomycota, Pichiomycetes, Serinales, Debaryomycetaceae.